Molecule: messenger RNA, 7780 nt
Organism: Nycticebus coucang (slow loris)
Lineage: Eukaryota; Metazoa; Chordata; Mammalia; Primates; Lorisidae
Gene: F2RL3
Product: F2R like thrombin or trypsin receptor 3
Exons: 2
Coding region: 5150-6325 (391 amino acids)
Biological process (GO): thrombin-activated receptor signaling pathway; positive regulation of Rho protein signal transduction; phospholipase C-activating G protein-coupled receptor signaling pathway
Cellular component (GO): membrane
Molecular function (GO): thrombin-activated receptor activity
Source: RefSeq, a predicted model, not a curated record
CGCCCCCUACACCCCCACACCUGCUCCCAGGUAACAGGCCCACACAGCUCUACUUCUGGCCUGCAGCCCUGGGGAGUUCCACAGCAGGACUGGCUGGCCCUCCCUGAGUAGCUGUGUGCACCCAGUCCGACCACACCCCCACCAGAGGAUCACGGCCCCUGGGGGGGUUUCUUCUGCCUGGAACCCAUGUCAUGGGUGCCUAGAAUCCCCUCUCGGCCCCCAGAUUGGCCUUCCUCAGGAAGGGCACUGGUCACAGGAGUCCCCUACCCUCAAGUGGGUGGGAUUCAUGGCCUUGAUGAGAUGACAAUGUGAGAGUGGAGAGUUCAUUACUCACUGGCUCUGAGGACAUCCUCACCUUGCUGUGGAGGGGAACACACCAGAGAAUAGCAGGUAGCCUCCAGGAGCCAAGAGCAGGACCUUGGAGCUACCACCGCUAAGGCCUAAAUUCUGCCAACAGCCAGGUGACCUCAGAAAAGCACCCUGAGCUUCAGGUAAGGGUGCACAGCCCAGACAACACCUCAAUGGCAGCCUCAUGUGACCUGGAGCAGAGGACCCAGGCUGCCAAGCCUAGACCCCUGACCCCUGGAAAUGUGAAGUCACGAAAGUGUGUUGCUCUAAGCCACAUCACACAGUGAUGGAAGGAUUAACAUUAUUUAUUUUUAUUUAGUUUUUUUUGAGACAGAGUCUCACUAUGUCGCCCUCAGAAGAGUGCCAUGGCAACCUCCAACUCUUGGACUUAAGAAUUCUCUUGCCUCAGCCUCCCAAGUAGCUGGGACUCUAGGCGCCUGCCACAACAUCCAGUUGUUUUUUUGUUUGUUUGUUUUUGGUUGUAGUUGUCGUUGUUUGGCAGGCCUGGGCUGGGUUCGAACCCACCAGCUCCAGUGUAUGUGGCUGGUCACCUAGCCACUGAGCUACAGGCGCCGAGCCAGACAUCAGCAUCAUUAAACCAGCCAUGUGACCUGCACCACCCCUUCUACCUCAAAUAUGACAAGGUGGUUGAAGAGUGUGAUGCUUUCAGAGAAAGCAGGGACAUUUCAGGUGAGAGACUCCGUAAACAUUUAUUCUGUUGCUAGUGAGGUGUUUGUCUCAUUGUCUAUUUGCAACAUACAACCAGCAUUUUAUAAGCUGAUGGCAUCACUGAGAAUGAGACUGAUUGCUCUAAAAAGCAAACUGGAUACCAUCCACAAAUUGUGCUUUUGUAUUCACCCAAAGGAGGUGAAAGCUGGUGUGCACACAAAACCUGCACAAGGAGAGUAAUUAUAGCAACUUUAUCUAUCACUGCCCAAUUGAGAGCAACCAAGAUGUCCUUCCCAGGUGAAUAGAUAGAUAAACCAUGUUCUGUCCAGACAAUGAACUAUUUGCCGUUAAAAAGAAAUGCACAAUUGAGCCACGAGAAGAUGCAGAGGAACCAGGAAUAUAUUACUAACUGAAAGAAGCCCACCUGAAAAGGCUGUGUGGAGACUGUGGUUCCAAGUCUGACGUUCUGAAAAGGCAAAACUCUGAGACAGUGAAAAGAUCAGAGGUGGCCAGGGGCUUGGAGGGAGGAAGGAAUGAGUAGGUGGAACACAAGGGAUGUUUAGGGCACUGACACUAUAAUGGUGGACACAUAUAUUAUGCAUUUGUCCAAAUCUAUAGAAAGUACAGCAUGAGAAGUGACCCCUAAUGUCAGUUAGGGGCUCUGGGUGAUAAAGACAUGGUGUAGGUUCAUCAUUGGAAACAAAUCCACCACUGGGGGCUAUGCAUGUGUGGGGACAGGGGUAUAUGAGAACACUGUACCUUCUGCUCAAUUUUGCUAUGAGCUUAAAAUACUCUGAAAAGUAAGGCCGGUCAUGGUGGCUCACUCCUGUAAUCCUAGCACUCUAGGACAUUGAGGUUGACGGAUCCCUUGAGCUCAAGAGUUCAAGACUAGCCUGAGCAAGAGUGAGACCCCAUCUCAAGGAAAAGAUUGCUUGAGCCCAAGAGAUUGAAGUUGCUGUGAGCUAUGACGCCGUGGCACUCUACCCAGGGUGACAGAGUGAGAUUUUGUCUCAAACAAGAAAACUACUCUAAAAAAUAAAUUUUUAUGAUUCUAGCGCUUGGGAGGCCAAGGUGAGUGGAUUACCUGAGCUCAGAGCAAGACCUCAUCUCUAAAAAAUAGCUGGACAUUGUGGCAGGCGCCUAUAAUCCCAGCUACUCAGGAGGCUGAGGCAAGAGAAUCACUUGAGCCCAAGAGUUUGAGGUUGCUGUGAGCAUUCUACUGAGGGCAACAAAGUGAGACCCUGUCUCAAAAAAAUAAAUAAAAAUAAAAAAUAAAUUUUAAAAACAUUUACUCCCAGUCAGCCUCAGAAUGCUGUGGUGGGGUCAGGCUAGGUGGGCGGCUGUAGGGAUAGAUGUGCAGGCCAAGGUCUUGGUCAGUAGCCUUCCCCAUCUGGGCUUCCCUUUUCUCCCAGGGCCUUUGGGAUCCAGGCAGAUGAGGAUGUAUAGCCCAGUUUCCCACUCUGCCCGGCCCUGAGGUUUUCCAGCUCCUUUUGAACAGAGUUUGGGCACUUGGUACAGUUGAACAAAUGGACUCUGAUUUGGGGCCCAGACAGGAAUAAUAGGAAAUCAAAGUUGGGCUGGCUGGACCCCAAACACAGCCAUCAGUGUGACCUUGGGUGUAACCAGUGGCACCUGGUGAGACAGGAUCAAGACAGGAUCUUCUCUGGCCAGUCAGGUGGAUUAAAGUUCCUGUCCAUAGGGUGAGGCCCAGCCUGGGAAUGACGUGUGGUGGCACCACAUUUGUGGGUGCCUGUGUGAUGUCUAACUUGGCCACUGACCCUGAUCUUUCAAUGGACACCCUGAGGAGAGAGGAAGGCCAGGUAGGGACCACACUCAAGGGCUUCCAGAGGGUCCUGAAGGGUAAAAGGGUGAAGAAACUCAGGAUAAGCCACCAACCCAUGUCUGUUUGCCAGUUUCCCCCCAUUAAAAAUUAUUUGAAUUGUAGUAAAACACACAUAGCAAAACUUACAUCACAACCAUAUUUCAUGGUGUAGUUUAGCGGUGAUGUGUAUAAUCCCAGUGUUGUCCAACAGUUACCACCAUUCAUCUCCAGAAGUUUCUCCUCUUCCCAGACACUCUGUCCCCAUUAAACACUAACUCCCCAUCCUUCUCCCCACCCCCUAGCACCCACUGUUCUUCUCUCUGUCUGUGAAUGUGGCAACGCCAAGGACCUCACACAGUGGAAUCACAUAGUAUUUAUCUUUCCGUGACUUGUUCAUUUCACAGACUGUCCUCAAGGUUCAUCCACCUUGUAGCAUGUGUCAGAAUCUCUUUCCUUUUUAAGCCUAAUAGUAGUCUGCCUUUUUUUAAAAACUGAGUUUUUAUGGAAAGAAACAUGCAGAAAGAAAAUUCCAGCAGUACAAAGGAGCACAUGGAGACAGCAGACACCCUGAGUUCCUCUCCCCGAAAGCAGUUGUAAAGCGUCCUCUGGGAGGUGGCUGGGCACAGCCUGUGUCCAAUUGGAAUGGUGUCAUUGUCACCCACAGCCCUGGUAUUUUGCUUGCCAUGUCUGGGAUUCCCCACCUACCCCGAUUUGGCACAAUUGUUCCCAGAGUGGCCAUGGCUGGGCAAUCCCCCACUCUGGUUGUCUUCCUGUGCGUGUGUGUCUGGCAGAAAUUCCCAGACUUGAGGCUACAGGCGUUUGCGUCACAACUUUGAUGCAUAAUCACCAAAUGACCCUGCCCUGGCAUCCCUGAGUUGCCAGUGUUCCCAGCUUCCCCAGCCUGAUUUCCUAAUCUGCUCACCCAGAAGGGAGCAGGGAGGUCCAGGCCUGGUUUUCCCUUGUGCUAAGGGUGUCCCUGGCCACCAGAUUUCAUAAACAUAGGCGUGAAGCUGAAUUUGUCUUUGGUAGUUGUGGAAACUGCUCAGAAACGGAGACGAAGCCUCUGGCUGAGUGCCCUGCCUGGGCCAGAGUGCUCUGGGCCUGGGUUUCCCGUCCCUGUGCUGGGGGCUGACUCUCGCUAGGACUCUGCUCAGUCACUUCCUGGCUGGUGCCUGAGUCCUGAGUGUGUAACACUAAGAUUAGGGCUUGAAGAGGCAGGAAAUGGCCGCAUUGGACCCCUCCUCCAUUCCUGGUUUAUUUUAUCUUCCCCACAACCUUCUGCCCUCCUCCUGGCUUCCAGACUCCCACCCCUGCCCCAGUAUGGGGCUCCCCAGGGCAUGACAUGUUCUGUGUGCUGGGGAGCAAAAGGGCACCCACCCCUCCGAGCCUCAGUUUCUUCAUUUGCACAGUGGGUAUCCCCACAGAGCAGCCAGGAGCAGGAAGGUGCAGGGGCUGAAAGAGAGAUGGUCGCCUCCCUUGGUGGCCACCCAUGGCCCCUCCUGGGCUCCAGGCUGAGAGUGGGCCAGGACAGGAGCAGAGGGGCUUUAAGACCAGGAUAGGCACCUCCCAGGGGCCACCAGCAUGGUCCCCUGGGACCCCUGGGGUAGCACACUAUUAGCAUCAGGGACAGGGUGAACACGGAGAGCUGUCCUCAGCAGACCCCAGAUUCGCAAGGUUCCUCCACCUCUGCACCUCACUUUGCUCCUGCCCAGGGGGUGGUGCAAGGGCAGUUUUGGGGUGAGAUGGUAGUGAGAUGGAGUAGCCCUGCCUAGGACCCGAGGUAUGUUAGGGGCUACCAUUGACCUGCUCUGACCUGUGACCCACAUAGGCAGGGCUCUUAUCCUGCUCAUCAGAGACAGGAAGUAGAGGUGGCUUCAGGAAGGGCUAAGAGUUCCCCUUGGCCAGAGGCAGAGGGGAUACCUGGACGGCGAGGCUGUCCCCAGAAUAGGAGCUGCAUACGUGAACCGCCAGAGGAAGUGGCCACUUGGGCCACAGAUGCUUCCUGGCCUGGACAAGGACUAGGGGUGGGGCCUAAAGCCUGGGACCCCCCUUUGCCUUGCUGGCCCAGCACUUAGGCCCUUGGGAAAGCGCUUCAGGGUGACAAAGUGACUUGGAGGGGCCUGGCCGCUUCAGCCAACAUUCUGGGCCUCUCACAGGCAGCUGGGAGGUUCAAGGGGACAAAGGCUGUGCUUCCCUGGUUUAUCUCGCUAGACACAGUCUGCUCCUCCGCCCAGGAUCCGGAAUCCGGGGAUGAGGGUCUGGUGAGGCAGGAAGCCCAAGGCCACAGCCCAGAGCAGCCGGAGGACAGCCAUGUGGAGUUACCUGCUACUGUGGUCCUUGGUGUUGGCAGUCACCUUGGUGGGCAGCACCCAGACCCCCAGCAUCUAUGACGAGGGCGGGAGCACUGGAGGAGGUGAUGACGGCUCACUGGGGCCCUGGGCCAGGCCCACGGAAGCGAUGCCCCUGCUCCCACCCAACCCCCGCAGCUUACCAGGUCAGGUCUUCACCAACGACAGUGACACUCUGGAGCUCCCGGACAGUUCGCGGGCACUGCUGCUGGGCUGGGUGCCCACAAGGCUGGUGCCCACACUCUACGGGCUGGUCCUGGUGGUGGGGCUGCCCACGAAUGGCCUGGCACUGUGGGUGCUGGCCACGCAGAUGCCGAGGCUGCCCUCCACCGUGCUGCUUAUGAACCUGGCGGCUGCUGACCUCCUGUUGGCCCUGGCACUGCCCCCACGGGUCGCCUACCACCUGCAGGGCCAGCGCUGGCCCUUUGGUGAGACAGCCUGCCGCCUGGACACGGUCGCACUCUACGGCCACAUGUACUGCUCUGUGCUGUUGCUGGCGGCCAUCAGCCUAGACCGCUACCUGGCCCUGGUUCACCCACUACGGGCCCGUGCCCUGCGUGGUGGGCGUCUGUCUGUUGGGCUCUGUGCAGCUGCCUGGCUCAUGGCAGCUGCCCUGGCACUGCCCCUGGUCCUUCAGCGGCAGACCUUCCGGCUGUCACGCUCUGACCGUGUGAUCUGCCAUGAUGCACUGCCCCUGGCUGCCCAGGCCUCCCACUGGCGGCCAGCCUUCACCUGCCUGGCGCUGCUGGGCUGCUUCCUGCCUCUGCUGGCCAUGCUGCUGUGUUACGGGGCCACCCUCCACGCGCUGAGCACGGCUGGCCAGCGCUAUGGCCAUGCACUCAGGCUGACAGCACUAGUGCUGGCUUCGGCCUUGGCCUUCUUCAUGCCCAGCAACCUGCUGCUGCUGCUGCACUACUCGAACCCCAGCCCAGAUGCCUGGGGUGACCUCUAUGGCGCCUACAUGCCCAGCCUGGCACUCAGCACCCUCAACAGCUGUGUGGACCCGAUCAUCUACUACUAUGUGUCAGCGGAGUUCAGGGACAAGGUGUGGGCGGGGCUCUGCAGGCAGAAGCCAGUGGGUACUGUGGCCUCCAAGCCCUCCAGGGAGGGGGGCACCCACUCCUCAUCACUCCUUUAACUGCCCUUCUGGCUGGGAGCGGGGACUCACACCUAUAAUCUCAGUGCUCUGGGAGGCCAAGGCAGAAGAAUCCCUUGAGGCUUGAGGUUAGAUGAUCCCUUGAUGUCAGACACUUGAGGCCAGCCUGAGUAAGAGUGAGAACCUGUCUCUACUAAAAGAGUGGAAAAAAAUUAGCUGGGCAUUGUGGCAGACUGCUGUAGUCCCAGCUACUUAGGAGGCUGAGGCAGGAGGAUCAUUUAAACCUAAGAGUUUGAGGUUGAUGUGAGCUAUGAGGAGGCCAUUGCAUUCUAGCCUGGGCAACAGAGUGAGACCCUAUCUCAAAAAAAAAAAAAAAAAGCCCUCUGAAGGAGUGGGAAGGGGACAGAGGUUGAACUGGGUUGAAUAUGGUCCCCUCUCCCCAUCAUUAACAUCCUUCCAGGAAUCAGAGAAUGGGAUCUUAUUUGGAAAUAGGGUGAUCACAACUGUAAUUAGUUAAAAUUAAGUCACACUGGAGUAUGGUGGGCCCUAAAUCCCAUCUGAGUGGUGCCCCCUAAGAGGAGAGGACACAGAAACACAGGGAGGCAGGGACACAGGGGAAGAUGGCCAUGUGACGAUGGAGGCAGACAUCAGAGUAAUAUAGACAGAAGCCAGAGGACAACAAGGGUCACUGGCAGCUCCCUGAACCCAGGGGGAGGCCUGGGCCAGAUUCUCCCUCAGAGCUUCCACAAAAUACCAGCCCUGCCAACACCUUGACCUUGGACUUCUGGCCUCGAGCUGAGACAAUAAAUUUCUGUUGUUUGAAGUUACCCGGUGUUUGGGGCUUUGUUACCCUAGGAAUCCAAAACAAGAGAAAUGCAUGUUCUGGGGCAGCCAGCUCUUCAGUUCGGCUCCCUGGACUUGACUGAUGUGCAGGUGAUGAGGUGGACAUGUCUGUGGAUCCUGUGCAGGGUCCUGCCCUGCCCAGGAUGAAGCUCAGUGACACCACCGCUGCCACACCCAGUGCCUGAUGCUGGAGCUCUAUAGACCCAGAGCCUGGUUGGCCUGAUAGGCCAUUGUUGUCCCCAGAAGCCCAAGUUCUGGCUUUGGGACGUCUCUCGAGCAAUCAGAACGCCCCCUCCAUACAUACUCUGUUCCCCCAAACCCAUCAGUAGUACAACUCAGCCUCCUGCCGGCCCCCUAGCUACAGGCCACCAUCAUUCUCUCCCUUAACCCAUGGCCUGAUUUCUCUUUUCACUUUAUGUCAACGUCACUGUGGACAAGGCGGGACAAGAGGGUGGACAGUGCAUGCUGUAGGCGCUGCAGGCUGCUCUGAGCUGUGCUGAGGCACCAGAGGCCAUGCCUGUGCCUGCUGAGGACACAGAAGGACAAGCUGUAGCCUCCAGCACACCUUUCCCCCAGUUGCCUCCACACUAGCAAGCAUCAUGGGGCAGAGUCAGAAGCCACUGGGACCUAAACUGUGGGGAGCAUUGCUGGGCU